Molecule: messenger RNA, 2835 nt
Organism: Exophiala oligosperma
Lineage: Eukaryota; Fungi; Ascomycota; Eurotiomycetes; Chaetothyriales; Herpotrichiellaceae
Exons: 1
Coding region: 1-2709 (902 amino acids)
Molecular function (GO): acyltransferase activity, transferring groups other than amino-acyl groups
Source: RefSeq, a predicted model, not a curated record
AUGGAAACCUCUUACUCCAACAAGCAUGGCACCUCUUCGUCUAAGGGAGAGGCCUGGAAAGUGGUCGGUGAUCAACCAGCCAGCAAUACUCCUUCCACUUCCUGUAUCGCAACAAGGACUUUGACGCCGCAAAGUUCGCAACAGGGACCGGUCUUCGCUUCUCUUUCGGAACCAAAUCCUUCCCAAGAGCAUUGUGUGCUGUCGUCGUCUCAAGGUUCCAGUUCCAUUGACAUACCUGGCUUCGAUAAGAGAAGCUACGGACACCCCUCGCAGCCGCCUGCCGUACGCAAAACAGGUCAAAGCUCGAACGCUCCGGACUUGAAGCAGGCAGGCCCAUCUUUCUCCAGAGAGGAUAAAUCACUUAACAAUGUCCGCAAAGAAGCUGCUACAAAUUCAUCUUGGGUGGAUGUACAUUCUGGAAAAGCACAGCUGAUGACCCAUCCAAGUAGCUCACAUGACCGAGGAAUUGCACAAAAUAUGUCAACACGAGCAAGCGAUAAGAAGGCCGCGACCUAUGAUAGCUUGAAGCAAGAGGGGGAAAGUCCAGAAAGUGUCAUCAAACGACUGCAAGAAAAUGGUCUUCGGGAAGCAAAUGUGCGCAUGAGACGAAAGGCCAAGGGCGAAACUGUGAACACAGGACUGGCAACUCUUGACUUUUUGCGAAGGCCCAUCUCUCCAGCCUUCACUGAACAUCUCAUGACGUCCAAUGGCACAACUCCGCUAAACACCGGAGUAGUGUCGGAGGAUCAAAACACACCGAAACGUCGUCAACCCAAUGCUCAAAGAGAAGAGCACAUCUCAAAAGAACCCGCAGAGUGGAAAGUUGUGCAUGGCAGCCAAACGUUCUCUCCAGAAGGUCUCAACAAUGUUCGAGCAGAAGCUGAUGAUCCCUCAGAAUUCGCUGUUCCGGAUGCGUCUGGCAAUCCCAUCGACUCGGCAACAAGUAGAGGCAUUCAUAACUCUUCAGACGAAAUUGACUCUGCCCAAACAAACACAAAUCCCACCUCCCAGCCAUCUCUGGUUAAAACUCCGUACCAACCCUCUGCAGCUCGCAGACGUCGUGGGACAUGUGCGCAAAAAUGGGCGAGAUCCUGGGAAAUGAAACCUCCGUCGUUCCACCCUGACAGCAAUGCUGAAGGCACAGAAACCAGCAAUGACGAUUCCAUCACCCCAAUGGCUUGGGCCAAUGAUGGCGAAAAUGGCACCGUCGCCAAGCGAAGAGAGCCCCCAAAUGACAAGUGUGAUCUUAUUGGGUGGGAUGGGCAAAUGCAACCGCCUCCAGUGGACUGGGAAAGCCGUGCUCAAUAUCACAGCAGCAACCCGAAUUUCAUCAGCGGCCUUGAGGGAUGGCUGGGCGCUAAUACUGUACGAAUGAUGCACAAGGUUCGCUGUUCUUUGCAGCCUGGUCAACUACAGGACUCAAGCUCUGAGUUCGAGUUUGAGGCGCUUCCUGUCGAACAAGUGCAGGACAUCACAAGGCAUCCUGAUGGCAUCGGCUUCGUCUCAAGAGGCACAGUACUCACCAAGGAAAAUGCAAGAUACUUUGGAUGGGUCGAAGGCGGCGAGCUACCCGAGUUGGAGUCUUUGCCAGAUUUUGAGGCUGUCACCAUUCUCGAUACGGAUGAUUUCGAGACAAUGAAAUACAGAGAAGAAACUGCUGACAAAUUUGUCACCCGAACUAUGCAGCAUCAUGAGCGUCAACAAACAGAGCUUGAGGCUCGGCGCGUAUCUGCAGAGAAUACCAUGACCGAAAUACAAGCCUCUCCCGAGCCGUUUGAGCCGAAACCCUUGAAGACAAACAUAUAUCUUCGCCCAGCCGUCCGAAGCGACUACCCUGGAAUGACUCGCAUCUAUAAUUGGCAUAUUGAGCAUGGGGUUCGUCCAUCUGAACUCCAGGGGAUAAAUGAAGAUGACAUGGAGUUACGACACAACAUAUCCACCACAGCUCGCCUUCCUUUCAUCGUUGCCGUGCAGCGAAAUCGGAAGAAUGCCAAACGCAAGCCUUCAAACCAUCGCGUCAACCCAGAUCACUCCAUUCAAAACACCGACCCCGCCCACAAUGCCGUAGUCAAUGAUGAGAACAUUAUUGGAUGGGCUUGUGCAACGGACUGGACAGCAUCCCACUAUGUUGAGACUACGACGGCCGAGCUAGAGAUUUAUGUCGCACCCAACUUCCGUCAGAAUGGCGUGGGGCGGUGUCUUAUGGACGCUCUCCUCGACGCUACUGACCGUGGCCACGUCAACAAGGGUGGCUACGACUUCCAUGCUGCGCCGGAGAUCAGACAUCUGUACAAUUCGGGUGGAGGUCGUGACUUGUCCAAGAUUAUUUUCCAAGUGCGCAGCUUCAGCAAUCCAAUCACUCCUGAACACAAGCACAGGCUCCAUCUUGCGGCCGAGGCAUCAAAGGACUGGGUUAACGCGGGGGGCUCGCUCUACGGCCGUGCCAACGGGUUGGAUGCAAAGCGCAAGGCAGCAAAACCUCGAGAGGAAAAGAAAGACUUUAGCAAGGCUGCCAGAAUCGACGACAGAGAAGACGACUACUCGAUCUGGUUGAAGGAGUGGCUGGAAAGUUUCGGGUUUGAGGAAGAGGCAUCCAUCAAAAAAGUUGGUGCCAAGGACAAGAGGCUCGUGGACGUGCGAUAUCUUACCAAAGAGACGGCCUGGCAACCCGUGGACAACCAGAUUCCAGAUUUCAGAAAUGGGUACUGAACAUUCCAAAAUUUGACCCUGCUGGCUUGAGUGGCAUAAGUUCUGGUGUUGCGUGAUCGUCCAGGACAUGAUCACAAUGCAAAGUAAUGCACAGAUGCAAUGCUUCCAAAAGAUUCAUCGGCCUUU